This is a messenger RNA of Amoebophrya sp. A25, 1744 nucleotides long. Lineage: Eukaryota; Dinophyceae; Syndiniales; Amoebophryaceae. The record is from the annotation of a GenBank genome assembly.
CCACAGGAACUAAUCACAGAGCCGCAAGAACAACCUCUUGCUCUUAUGAUGGCUAAAUUGUGUUUUUGUUCAACCUAAGUACUCGAAAAGUUAAGAUAAGCAAGGAAGUUCGAGAAAAGUUCGACAGCUCUCUUAGGUCACUUUACUCGCAUAUUAACUUUUGGCAUACUACUAGAGGUGUAACUGACUACAUACCCCCAGAGUGGGCACAUUCAUUCGUGCGCUCACUCAUACCUAGAUCGCACGUUUGAUCACUCUUACCCAAAUCGAUUCGCUUGCUUAAUUCUGUGUAGUAGAUAAACCAGAAGACUGCAUAUGACCAUUUUCGGAGGACAGAGGCUUACUUACCCUAUGGAAGGUGAGUCCAUUCCUAUCCUAUCCCAUCCUAUCCUCUGCGAUCCUAUUCUCCCGUGUGUGUCCUAUCUUAUCCUACCCUAUCCUGGUCACUGACGAGGUAAGGAGUGACAUAAGGCAUCCAUCUUCGUUGAACUUGAUAGAAAAAACUCUAAUAAGACUGCGACGGCGGGAACACUGGGAGAGUCGGUUGUCCACAAAGAAUCGACAGAAUCGACCGCGAAUUAUGAGACUUAGCUUACAUACUCCCACUACUUACUUGGGAAAUGCAAUCCCCCACCUGUCCCAGGACUAGAAAUAGCAGCUGCUAGUAGUUUAGAAAUAGCAGCUGCUAGUACUAGGGUUAAGUAGUCUUUUUUCUGAUAUUUAUAUGAUUCUUUUUUCACUCGUUUCUUUCUACUUACAGGCUCUACCGGAAUUAGAUACUUUAGAAAAAAGAUGAAGAAUCGAGACUUUGUACUAUUGAAGUAAUGCUGUGCGUGUGUAAGCAUCAAUAUUUUUAGAAAGUACGUCCAGGCUUAUAGUCAAAUAUUAGAACAGCAGGAUGUUGCUCAAACAGCAUCUCCAAAACAGGGGGGUAGAGAACGAAAACAAGAGGAAACCAUAGAACUCUAAGAGUAGCUAACUUAGUCAAAGAAGGCGACCUUAGUCAGAGAUAAGCUAACUUAGUCAGAGAUAAGCUAACUUAGUCCGAGAUAAGCUGACUUGGUCAGAGAUAAGCUAACUUGGUCAGAGAGUAGCUAACUUGGUCAGAGAUAAGGUGACUUGGUCAGAGAUAAGCUGACUUGGUCAGAGAGUAGCUAAGCUGGCUCGUCCAUGGUGGCCUCUACGUAGUGACAUCUCUUAGAUGGUGACGUUGAAGCAUAAGCAUAACAACAGGGAUACACACACGUGGAAUGCGACUGCUUGAUAGUUGUUGAGCAGCGUGCUAUUCAGUUUAUAGCUCAAUAGGCGAGUCGUGCUUCAGCCCUUAUUGUUUUUUCACGAUUCCUCUCCCGUUAGUUCACAAGUUUCCACUCUUCUGUGGAUCUUGUCACAUCGAUUCGUCUUGCAUGUAGAUGUAGGUGACAUUUGCCUUGUAGAAGCUUCUACAACUAGGGUCUCAUUGAGCUGCACUCCGAAGAUGUCGUAAAACAGAAGAUGUCGUAGAUGACUGGUCUAGUAGCACUCGUCUGAGAUGCAUUUCAUUUUACCAGCACAAACUUCUAAUUAUAUAUAGGCAACAUUUAUUUCUGCGUCUGCCUCUGAGUGAAUGAGUGAAUUUCUACCACAAACUUCUAACUAUAGAGUAGAACGGCGCUCAAGAAAGGGGGAGCCAGUAGUUUAGGCGUCCUUCCGCGUCGGGCAGAUGCGGCCGUGGGCGCUGCCAUUCGAGAGGCGAGAGAGAGUC